UGGGGGAGGGGAAGGAGAGAAAGGGGACUGAGGACACCUCAGGAGCCCCUCAUCCCAAACUGGAACAGAAGGGGAGAGAUGGCUUGUGGAGGCUGCACUUACAGCCGCUGCCGCUGCUGCCGCCGCCACCUUCGCUGCUGCCGCCACCGCCUGAAGAAGCCCCAUCCAUCCGCCUGCAGCCGGGAGACUCAGAGCCUGGGAGGGGCCUGAGGCCCGGGCCGCCCGCCUCCUUCUUCUAGUCGUCGUCCGGAGCUUCCUCCUGCUCCACCAACCCUCUGCCCUCCCCUCCGCCUCCGCCCUCCUCCUCGGCCUCGUGCCGCCAGCCAACCGCGCGGCCGCUUGUUGAGCCAGAGCUCCACUGUCGCCAUGACGCCCGGCAAACAUUCCGGAGCCUUGGCCUGAGCAGCCAACGCAGGGGCUUGGAGGUACAGGGACUUCAGAGGCGGCCAAAAGGGGUGGUGGACCACUCCCCAGCUGGUCGCCACCAUGCCAGUCUCUCCGGCAGGCAGUCACAAGCAGCAGAACUUCAGGUUGAACAUUGCCACACAACCAAAGAAGUCUAUUAGCUUUUUUGCUACAAUGAAAGCAACUUCAGUGAAAGGAUAUACUGGUGCAAAUCAAAGCAGAAUGGCUGUGUCCAAAACCGUGCUUAUUCCACCUGAAUUGAAAACUGCAGAAAAAACAAAUCCCAGUAUAAAGACAAUGCAGGUGUUUGACAUAAAUGGAACUGAUGUUACUCCUCGACCUCUUUACCAUCCAGAUCCACUUACUGGUACAGCAAAGCCAAAUAAACUCUUGACAUCACAAGAAGGAUCACUUGGACCAGAAUUUAUAUCUUCCCAUAGCCUUUAUCAGAAUACAAUAAAUCCUAGUAUGUUAGGGCAGUUUACAAGGUCAGUUUUAGGAAGCAGUACAGUUUCUAAGUCAAGUGUAUCAACAAGUGAAUCAAUAGCAGAAGACCUGGAAGAACCAUCCUAUAAACGAGAAAGACUGACUAGUUUCACAGAUUUGCAAGUUAUAAGGGCAGCACCUGAAAAAAUUGUAACAAAAGAAGACCUGGAGAAGAAUAUAGAGAUAAUACUUACAGAGACAGAAACACUGAAAUUUUUUGACUUGCCCACAGUCAUGGUCUCUGUAGAAUCUGAAGAAGCUGAGAAAGUAACUCAGAGGAACAAGAAUUAUGAAGUCCUUUGUAGAAAUAGAUUAGGCAAUGACCUAUAUGUUGAAAGGAUGAUGCAGACUUUCAAUGGAGCACCAAAGAAUAAAGAUGUUCAGUGUGAUAAAAUCAUAAUGGAAGAUAAAGGCAUAAUGUCCACUGCCUGGGAUUUGUAUGAUUCUUACAAUGCUAUGGAACCUUUAUCAGUAAAACCAUCUGUGGUUGAGUCAAGUAGUAAAACAAAUGUACUUCCUAAAGAUCAGGACCAAAGAUUGCCAGGGAGCACUACAGAAAAAAAUAGUGAAACUAGUUCUCUAAUGGACAUAGAAAACGUAAUUCUGGCAAAAAUCCAUGAAGAUGAGGAAGACCACUCAGAUGCAAUAUUAAAGUCUGACAAAUUUCAUCAGGACUUAUUUUUUAUGGAACGAGUUCUAAUGGAAAAUUUAUUUCAGCCAAAACUUGCAGCUUAUCGUCAGCUUCCUGUUUUAAAAGAACCUGAACCUGAAGAGCCUGAAGAUUUUUUAGAAAGUGCAAAACGUGAAGAAGUAGAGGAAGAAUCUAAGAAGGAAGAGGAAGAAGAAAUACAUGCAGAAGAAUCAACAAUACCCGCCAACUUGGAACGACUUUGGUCUUUUUCCUGUGACUUAACCAAAGGCCUCAAUGUGAGCAGCCUUGCCUGGAAUAAAACAAAUCCAGAUCUUUUGGCUGUUGGCUAUGGGCACUUUGGAUUUAAAGAGCAAAAAAGAGGAUUGGCUUGCUGCUGGUCAAUAAAGAAUCCCAUGUGGCCAGAACGUAUUUAUCAGAGUCCAUAUGGAGUUACUGCUGUGGAUUUUUCAAUUGGAGCACCUAACCUUUUAGCAGUUGGCUACCACAAUGGCACAAUUGCAAUUUACAAUGUACGGAGCAACAGUAAUGUUCCGGUUCUGGAUAGUAGUGAAUCACCUCAAAAACAUUUGGGACCUGUCUGGCAACUACAGUGGAUAGAACAAGAUCGAGGAACAACAGGAGAUGACAAAAGAGAAAUACUAGUUUCUAUAUCAGCAGAUGGAAGAAUCUCCAAAUGGGUUAUACGAAAAGGACUAGACUGUUAUGAUUUGAUGCGAUUAAAGAGAACUACAGCUACCAGUAACAGAAAAGGAGGGGAAAAGGAAAAGAAAGAUGAAGCUUUGAUAUCUCGACAGGCUCCUGGAAUGUGUUUUUCUUUUCAUCCCAAGGACACAAAUAUCUAUUUGGCUGGCACUGAAGAAGGUCAUAUUCACAAAUGUUCUUGUUCAUAUAAUGAACAAUACCUAAAUACCUACAGAGGACAUAAGGGUCCAGUGUAUAAAGUGACAUGGAAUCCAUUUUGUCAUGAUGUAUUUUUAAGCUGUUCUGCAGAUUGGGGUGUUAUUAUAUGGCAACAGGAGAAUGUCAAGCCAUUUUUGAGUUUUUAUCCAACUACUUCUGUUGUUUAUGAUGUUGCCUGGUCUCCAAAAUCAUCCUAUAUAUUUGCAGCUGCAAAUGAGAACAGGGUGGAGAUUUGGGACCUUCAUAUCAGCACUUUGGACCCUCUGAUUGUGAAUACGGCUAACCCUGGAAUCAAGUUCACAACCAUUCUCUUUGCCAAACAAACAGAUUGCCUUUUGGUAGGAGACAGUGAUGGACAGGUUUCUGUGUAUGAACUGAGAAAUAUGCCUACUGCUUUGGAAUCUGGCCGGGGAGAUAUAAUAGAUACUUUGCUUGGACCCAAGUCAAAUCAACCAGCAUGA
This is a messenger RNA of Piliocolobus tephrosceles (Ugandan red Colobus), 2904 nucleotides long. RefSeq names its product dynein axonemal intermediate chain 4 (gene DNAI4). Gene Ontology annotation, biological process: cilium movement. The record is from RefSeq and is a predicted model, not a curated record. Gene Ontology annotation, cellular component: axonemal dynein complex. Gene Ontology annotation, molecular function: dynein light chain binding; dynein heavy chain binding. NCBI's taxonomy places the organism in Eukaryota, Metazoa, Chordata, Mammalia, Primates, Cercopithecidae.